Molecule: messenger RNA, 1215 nt
Organism: Vidua chalybeata
Lineage: Eukaryota; Metazoa; Chordata; Aves; Passeriformes; Viduidae
Product: heparan sulfate glucosamine 3-O-sulfotransferase 3A1-like
Exons: 2
Coding region: 1-1188 (395 amino acids)
Molecular function (GO): [heparan sulfate]-glucosamine 3-sulfotransferase activity
Source: RefSeq, a predicted model, not a curated record
AUGGCCGUGAGCGCGGCGGCCGCCCCCGCCGCCGAGCCGCUGCCCCGCAGCAUCUUCAAGAAGUUCCUGGUGAUGCUCUGCUCCCUCCUCAUGUCCCUCUACGUCUUCUACUGCCUGGCUGACCGCUGCCAGACGCUGCCCGGACCCAUCAUCGCCGCCGGCGCCGCAUCGGAGGAGGACGAGGGCGGCGGCGGCGAGUUCCUGGGCGGCUCGGCCGAGCUGCCCCCCUGGCAGGCGGCGGCGGCGCGGCGCAAGCGGCUCCUGCAGCGGCUCAAGCAGCGGCGGCGGCGGCAGGAGGCGGCGCCGGGCGCGGAGCCGCCGGCCGGGGGCGGUGGGAGCCGGGCCGGCGGCUCGGGCGGCGGGGGCGGCGCGGCGGGCACGGCCGGCACCCUGGCUCUGCUGCUGGGCGAGGGCAGCAAGCGGCUGCCGCAGGCCAUCAUCAUCGGCGUCAAGAAGGGGGGGACGCGGGCGCUGCUGGAGUUCCUGCGGGUGCACCCCGACGUGCGCGCCGUCGGCGCCGAGCCCCACUUCUUCGACCGCAACUACGAGCGGGGACUCGCCUGGUACAGGGACCUGAUGCCCAGGACGCUGGAGGGGCAGAUCACCAUGGAGAAGACCCCCAGCUACUUCGUCACCAAGGAGGCCCCAGCCCGCAUCUCCUCCAUGUCCAAGGGCACCAAGCUCAUCGUGGUGGUGCGGGACCCCGUGACCAGAGCCAUCUCGGACUACACCCAGACGCUCUCCAAGAAGCCUGACAUCCCCACCUUUGAGAGCCUGACCUUCAAAAACAGGACUACGGGCCUGAUCGACACCUCGUGGAGCGCCAUCCAGAUUGGCAUCUACGCCAAGCACCUGGAGAACUGGCUCCUCCACUUCCCCAUCGGGCAGAUCCUCUUUGUCAGCGGGGAGAGGCUGAUCAGCGACCCCGCGGGGGAGCUGGGCAGGGUCCAGGACUUUCUGGGCCUCAAGAGGAUCAUCACGGACAAACACUUCUACUUCAACAAAACCAAGGGCUUCCCGUGCCUGAAGAAGGCGGAGGGCAGCAGCAAACCCCACUGCCUGGGGAAGACAAAAGGCAGGACCCACCCUGACAUCGACCAGGAGGUGGUGCAGAGGCUGCGGGACUUCUACCGGCCCUUCAACAUGAAGUUCUACCAGAUGACAGGGCAGGACUUCGGCUGGGACUGAGGCUGAAAGAAAUAAUUUAAGAAAAGG